This is a messenger RNA of Medioppia subpectinata, 1035 nucleotides long. NCBI's taxonomy places the organism in Eukaryota, Metazoa, Arthropoda, Arachnida, Sarcoptiformes, Oppiidae. The record is from the annotation of a GenBank genome assembly.
UUAAGCCGCAACGGGUCUAACGAGAGUAUCAGUUCAUCGCCGAGUUAUUCGCAACGCUCGGCACCGGUCGACGACCUGUCCUCCACCGCCACCGACGAGUCCUCUCCACUGCACCAUCACUUCCGGCCCCGAAGUAACACAUUGUCGGAAAUCGCGGACAUCAGCGCCGACACGGGUGCCGACGAUCGGCCGAUGACACGCAGCGAGUCGUUAGCCGUACACAACAGGCACUCGGCCUCAGGCGCCGCACAACCGAAGCCAAAACCACUGUUGAAUAUCUUCAUGAAAGUGGGCUCGAAGUCCAAUCUGAACCUCACGUCCGAUACGGCCGGCGAUAAGCUAUCGGGCGAUACCGGGAGUGCCAGUCCUAAGAGCGCCGGCAAUAGUCAGCCGAGCGGUCAGUCAUGGCGUCAGUCUAUAUUCAAUCGCAUACACGGCGGCGGCACCGGUAGUGACCAGAAACGGGCGGUCAAUACCGUAGAAAAGUCGUCGGUAGAGAUGUCGCCAAUGGGUGGCCACCGGCGGGCGCGGCGUCGGACUCGACAGGAGUUGCGUGAGUUGUGGCGAUCGGCGAUCCGGCAACAGAUGCUGCUAAACAAGAUGGACAAACAAAACCAGAGUUUACAGGACGACCGGAUCGGCACCUAUGAUAAGCGUAUGAAAUUAGAUUACGAUGAAAUACCAAACUUUUCGGACGCCACCCAACUCUGGGACGCCACUAAACGCUGGGACUCCCUGUGCGACGAUCACCGGCACCGCAAUCACGCGGCCAUAACCUACGAGCGCCUAUUCAAUGCCAUACAACUGGGUGUGCCCCGGCAUAAGAAGGGCGAAGUUUGGCUAUUUCUCAGCCAAUACUAUAAGUGUGUGAAUAAUGAUAAUAACAAUAAUAAGUGUUUUAAUAAUUGUAUUAAUAAUAAAACUGAUAACAAAGACAACGACUCCGUGAACGCCGACACCCCAUACCGGCAACUGUUGGGACAGUUGGCUACACAACAGCACGCUAUACUCGUCGACCUAGGUGAGUCUAGAAAA